CAAAGCAAAACCCAAGAAAUUAUUCUGUGUAUUAUAAUUAUUGGAGUACUUUUACCAUUAUCAUACUUGAAUAAGACUGGUAUUACUUAAUAACAAUCUUUGCAUUAAGAAGUGACAAAAUAAACUUUUGAGACUCAGAUUUGUCAGAAAACAAUGUUUGAAUUCAAGAAUAUUUCCGAAUAUCUGAACUAAAAUUUAAUCCAUUUAACGAAAUUCAGUUGAAAAGACGUCAUUAAAUAAUACAAUGAAGAAAUGUCAGUGACACUUCAGCUGAUUAUGAAACUCAAUUUUAAUUAAUUUCAGCAGUAGAGUGACAGGACUUUGAGAAAACAUUCGCAUACUGUUAAUGCAGAAAUGUUCUUAGGGCCAUUUGCAAAAAAGAUAUUUUAAACAGCACUCUACAACUGUACGUGGUACAAACAGUUUGAAUGCUCCUGAUCUUGCGCGUGAUCGACAAUGUCGCGGGUCGUGAGACACGCCGGGCUUGAUGCACAGCAAUGACUGCAUUGUUGAAUGAACUGGAGCACAUCAAUAGUUUCAACGGUACGCAUUCGUUCCAGGAUUUCACAACAAUGCCUUCUUACGUGAACGUCCGCAAUCCCAUGGGCAGAAUGCACCCGCCUCAUCCACGACCAACAGUGUCUCUGGAUCCCCGUCCGGUGGUUAUUCCAAUCCUGUCUUCUGUGAUCGGGUUUCCUAUCGUCGUGUUUGCUCUCAUUUGUGCACUCCGCCACAGGGCAAUGAAGCUGCGACGCAGGGAUCAACUCAAGAAGCUGCAGUCGGGGAUUCGAUCUGUCACGCUGGAUAUCCCUCCCAGGGAGAAGAUAUCCUUCUUCUCCGGGGGUUCCUCUCCGGAAAUCUCCAUGAAAGAUGUCGGCGACAGGAUGGAAUCAACUCAGACGACUUUCGCUGGCGCCACGACAUCCCUCGGCCCCAAAUCUUCCAUCCUGCAAACUACUACCAGGAGGAACACAUCCACGUCCAAGAAUAACAAUCACGUGAAGUUCGUCACUCCCGCUUCUACACUGGAAGCUUCCCAUACAAUGAAAGUGGAUGUGGUGCUGCACCAGAUUGCCACCUGCGCUGCCGAAUCCAUAGGAGCAGAUAUCCGUUGCAAGUCCUGGCACAACGGAGAGUCACCACCCCUUCAGAGAAUCGAAACUGGGAUUGAACUGGAAUCCGAAUCUCCUAAAGCAGAAUCGCCAAGAUAGCGUUGUGCAAACUCUUCGAAAUAUUUUUAAUGAGGCUGCUGCGAGUUCGUUGCUAUUUCUGAUGAAAUCAAGCCCAUUUAUGAUGAGUAUUCAAAUAGUAUUAGAUUUUCAGGAAUCUGGUAAAUGCAAAUUUUAUGGAACGUAUGAGACUUUGCUUUUAUUUGGAAGCAAAUACGUGAAAAUCCAUAACAUUUUUCAUUCACAUCCAGACUUCGCCCUGACAAACAGCAAUGGUUUGCACAGUUUUGACGCAUAAAAGUUGUUUUAUAUUGCAAUGAGACUUCCAAGGCAAGAUGAAAGCUGCAUUAAAUAUACAUAUUUAUAUAUUAUUUCACAUUUCUGUUCUUUAGCAAGCACGUUAAAAUGCUUAUGCCUUUUUAAGUAAUCACAUAAAUCAUUAAAGCCAAAAAAAAUAAUAAUAGCAUUCAUCAUGAAUGCCAAUUACAAGAGUCAUAAAUGGACAUAUAUGAUCUAUUUUUGUGGUAUCUUUAACUCUUAAUUAUAAAAAAAAUAUUUGCUUUUAUAAAAUACUUCUCAUCUAAAGCGUAGUUGCCAGUUUUGCACGCCGUUCUUUACAACAGGGUGUUAUUUUGAAAAAUGAAUACUAUUUCUUAUGUUAUAAUAUUAUUAUGUAUGAACGUAAAUACUGUUUAAUGAAUUUUAAUUAAACUCUAAAAAAUUGCUGUCAUUUCUACAUGCUGAUCAUCAAAGGAAUUUCCUUAUUAUAAAACCAUGAAGCUUCAUAAAAAACAUAUUGCUGUAAUUAGCACAUAAUGAUAAAUUUAGUACUUUUUAUCUUAUUAAGAAUACAUAAAAAAUUAUCUUGCAUAGAAGUUUACUAAUAAGUGCACAAGAAGACACUUUAUUUAUAUGACAAUAAUAUCCAAAUCAGAAUUGCAUUAAUUAUUUUGCAAUUAAUUUGACAAAAAUGCCUAGUUGCCUUCAGCUACCUUAUCUUCAAAAGAAUGGGGCAGUAGAGUGAUUAAGGGAGAUUAAUGAGAAGUUUAAUUGCAAGCAUAAUGCAUUCAUGUCAUUAUAAAAGUGCAUAAAAAUUCAAAAAUAAAAUAAGCCCAGAGAAAUCUAAAA
Messenger RNA from Argiope bruennichi, 2297 nucleotides. RefSeq lists its product as uncharacterized. Bases 498 to 1211 code for a protein of 237 amino acids. The record is from RefSeq and is a predicted model, not a curated record. The transcript is spliced from 3 exons. Lineage: Eukaryota; Metazoa; Arthropoda; Arachnida; Araneae; Araneidae.